This is a messenger RNA of Zalophus californianus (California sea lion), 1363 nucleotides long. RefSeq names its product family with sequence similarity 118 member B (gene SIRAL1). The record is from RefSeq and is a predicted model, not a curated record. The transcript is spliced from 9 exons. NCBI's taxonomy places the organism in Eukaryota, Metazoa, Chordata, Mammalia, Carnivora, Otariidae. Bases 121 to 1173 code for a protein of 350 amino acids.
CGGUGCGCGCUGAGUGCGGCUGCGCCGGCCGGUAGCUGCAGCUGGAGCGGUGGCGUUUGGUGGAGACUCGAUGGAAGCAUCCUUUUUCCUGCCAAGCUGACAGGCUUCAAAGUAAACUGGAUGGCUUCUACAGGGAGCCAGGUCUCUGAUAUAGACAAGAUUCUUGGAUACUUCAGUGAUGGCGCACCCCCCACCAAAAAGCCCAGGAAGCUGCUUCCAAGCCUAAAAACUAAGAAGCCUCGGGAACUUGUGCUGGUGAUCGGAACAGGCAUUAGUGCCGCGGUUGCACCACAGGUUCCAGCCCUGAAGUCCUGGAAGGGCUUAAUUCAGGCCUUACUGGAUGCCGCCAUUGACUUUGAUCUUCUAGAAGAUGAGGAGAGCAGAAAAUUUCAGAAAUGUCUCCAUGAAGACAAAAACCUUGUCCACGUUGCCCAUGACCUUAUCCAGAAACUCUCUCCUCGAACUAGUAAUGUUCGAUCCACAUUUUUCAAGGACUGUUUAUAUGAAGUAUUUGAUGAUUUGGAGUCAAAGAUGGAAGAUUCUGGAAAACAGCUCCUUCAGUCAGUUCUCCACCUGAUGGAAAAUGGAGCCCUGGUAUUAACUACAAAUUUUGAUAAUCUGCUGGAACUGUAUGCAGCAGAUCAGGGAAAACAACUCGAAUCCCUUGACCUUACUGAUGAGAAAAAGGUUCUAGAGUGGGCUCAGGAGAAGCGGAAGCUGAGCGUCUUACACAUCCAUGGGGUCUACACCAAUCCUAGUGGCAUUGUCCUCCAUCCAGCUGGGUAUCAGAAUGUGCUCAGGAACACUGAAGUUAUGAGAGAGAUUCAGAAACUCUAUGAAAACAAGUCAUUUCUUUUCCUGGGAUGUGGCUGGACUGUGGAUGACACCACUUUCCAAGCCCUUUUUCUGGAGGCUGUGAAGCAUAAAUCUGACUUAGAACAUUUCAUGCUGGUUCGGAGAGGAGAUGUGGAUGAAUUCAAGAAGCUUCGAGAAAACAUGCUGGACAAAGGAAUUAAGGUCAUCUCCUAUGGAAAUGAAUAUGCUGAUCUCCCAGAAUAUUUCAAGCGACUGACAUGUGAGAUCUCCACGAGGGGUAGAUCAGGGAUGGUGAGAGAAGGUCAGCUAAAUGGCUCUUCGGCGGCACACAGUGAAAUAAGAGACUGUAGAACAUGAGAGGGGGCUGGAGAGAUCAUCAGCAUUAGACCAAGGUGUCAGGCCCGACUGUGGAGAGUAUUUAACAAGUAAACUUACAAGAACCCAACACUGCUCCGUGGAAGUACCAAAACCGAGAGGUUGAAGGUUGGGGGUAGAGUUGGGAGUAGGGGGGGGUGUUCCAGCUCAGUCCUUCAUGCCCACUGGUUCU